GAAAAUCUAUGCACUGAGAGUUGACUUUAACAACACGGAAGUUUAAGAACAGAAAAAUGUCUGAAAUCAUGAAGAAAUUCACUCCACGCGACAAAGGUAUUAAACUGGUGUCAAAACCGAACGAUAUCGAUGAAUAUGAUGAUGAUCCAGAUGUUUUAAGGGCUGUGUUAUCCUGUGGUCAUGUCACAGAUCCUAAUUCACUGACAGAUUGUUGCAAAACUCAGCUGGACAAUGGACAGACUAAAUUUAAAUGCCCACUGUGUGAGGAAGCAUGGCCAUAUGAUGAAGUGCGAAAACUGGCAAAACUUUCAAUUGAUGAGAAACGCAGUUUUGAGGAAAAGCUUGGGACGAACACUGUUAAGAAUUUAGUUGACUUCAGGGUUUGUCCUGGUUGUAGCACUUUUGUUGAAAGGUUGGAUGUUUCCAAUCUCUGCGUGGAGUGCCCAGUUUGCACAGAAAAGACUGGAGAUUCCUAUGAAUUUUGCUGGAAUUGUUUAAGAGAGUGGAAAGGAUCUCAUAAUCGUGCUGACCGAUGUGGUAAUGUGGGAUGUACCAUUGACAAGAAACUGCUGAAAGACUGUCCAAUGAUCUCUUUAACAUACUUCCAAAAUGAAGUGGAGUGUCCAAAAAUCCGUGCAUGCACAUCUUGUGGUGUGCUGAUUGAACACACUAAUGAAGGAUGUAAUAACAUGGAAUGCCCUGAAUGUGACAAUGAGUUUUGCUUUAUUUGUUUAAAACCUGAACAUGACUAUGAUAGCGAUCAGCCAUGUACACUGGCGCCAAGGCAAACUGAUUCUCAAUCACAGCAGUAACUGCCCUGGAAGAAUGGCUUCCAUUAAUUUAAAUAAUACACAAAUUCUUUUUUUAUUUAUUUGAAAAUUCUCUGGCAUGUUUAUCUAUUUGCAAAUAAAUAAAUAAAUAGAUUAAAUCUAUUAUUUCAACAUUUUGCAUUGCCACGCUGGUCCUUUAGGUAAAUCGGUCAGCCUUUUUCUUCAUAAUUAUGUCCUUAAUCGUCAGUGCUCUGGAGUACAUUCAGUUCGUCACAGAGUGACGCCUGAUGUCACCUGCUGGACAGCUGCAGAAUCACAACCAAAAUAAUCAUGUCCUGUUAGCAUGCUUAUACACUGUCUACAAAAAUAAAAAAUAAAAAAUAAAUAAAUAAAUAAAUAAAUAAAAAGAAAUGAUUACACUAGCUGU
Molecule: messenger RNA, 1197 nt
Organism: Labeo rohita (rohu)
Lineage: Eukaryota; Metazoa; Chordata; Actinopteri; Cypriniformes; Cyprinidae
Product: E3 ubiquitin-protein ligase RNF19B-like
Exons: 4
Coding region: 57-812 (251 amino acids)
Biological process (GO): protein polyubiquitination; autophagy of mitochondrion; regulation of cellular response to oxidative stress
Cellular component (GO): cytosol; ubiquitin ligase complex; endoplasmic reticulum
Molecular function (GO): ubiquitin conjugating enzyme binding; zinc ion binding; ubiquitin protein ligase activity
Source: RefSeq, a predicted model, not a curated record